UCAUCAACGAGUAACUAGACUAGGUCGAAGAGGAUGCAGACCAUGAAUCUGACAAAAAGAAAAACGUAUUUUUCUGAAUUUUUGCAAGGAAAGAUUCAAUUUUUAAUCUGUCUUGUCGUGAAUGACUAAUCACUUUCAUGCUAUAAUCAAGUGGCAUAAAAUGCACCCAAUUAAAGGAGUCCAACAAUUUUUUUCUUUUUUUUUCAAUUGGAUGCAAACAAAUUUCAAUUUUUUUAAUUUUCCGAGGACCAACCUAACUUUAAAUAGCAGCCAAGAAAGAAGCUUGGUGAUUCAUUCCCCUACCAGAGAAAAUGAGGAGGAGCUUACCCUCUGCGUCCUUUUUUCUGGUCCAUGUUCUUCUUCUAUUCUGUAUUCUUCUCACACCAACUCAUUCCUCUGACGGAGAUGGUGACGACGAUGGUGAUUUGGUUGACCAGAUAUGCCGAAAGACUCCCUUUUAUGAUCUCUGCAGCUCCAUCUUACACUCAAAUCCCUUGGCCCCCAAAAGUGAUCCAAAGGGUAUGGCCCUCAUAAUGGUAAAUGACAUUCAGGCAAAUGCUACUGACACACUGAGUUACAUUGAAGAGUUGAUCAAGCAAACCUCAGAUGAACAAUUGGAGCAACAACUGGCUUUCUGUGCUGAGUCAUACAUCCCGGUUGUGAAGUACAUUCUCCCACAAGCAGCUGAUGCCAUAAGCCAAGGUCGAUUUGGGUUUGCCAGUUACUGCAUAGUUGAUGCUCAGAAGGAAGUAAAUGCCUGCGACAAGAAAUUUUCUGGCUCAUCUCAGGCACCCUUAAGUGAUAGAAAUGACAUUAUGCAGAAGUUGGUGGAUGUGGCUUCAGCCAUAGUUAAACUACUAUUAAAUGGUUGAUUAAUUUGAUUUCUUGUAGCAUUUAGUAAUUAUUAGAGCUCUUAUUCUUAUUCCAUGAAUAAAUGCUUUAGAUGAUUGAGUUUGUA
Molecule: messenger RNA, 958 nt
Organism: Vigna umbellata (rice bean)
Lineage: Eukaryota; Viridiplantae; Streptophyta; Magnoliopsida; Fabales; Fabaceae
Source: RefSeq, a predicted model, not a curated record